UGGGGCAAYCCUUCGCGGCCCGGAGGGSUCCCUCAAGGCSAUAAUGUCCGUGAUCUACGAGACAUCUGGCGACCGCCUUUCCGAGCUGGAGGAUCUCUUUCGCGACGAGCACCCGGCGAUCUCGAUCGGGGAGGCACCCGUCUCGGCCAUUGGCGAUUCCAUCCAGAAGGAGGUUGAGGCCUCGUCGACGGCCGAGCUGGUCCCCCUGCCCUUUCUGUCGCCGACGGCAUCGAGGGAGGAGUGGGGGGUCCGGUUCCUGCUGGUCCAGGCCCAGGCCACGCGAAUGGUGGUGGCCCUGGCCACAUCGCUGCGGAAACUCGAAAMRAGCGAGGCCCGGAAGCAAUGGCUCGCGGGGCUGGCCGCCGAGUACGAGGCCAUCCGGGAAGACCUCGUGGAGUGCGUUGGAUCGAGGAGGGCAGGAGGAAGGGGGUCGGGAGGGGGCAYGGGGAUGAAGGAAAGCCGGGUUGGACCGGAAGGAACUCUGAGGGCAAAUCCAACGUAGAUAGCGAGGAACGACACCGCUGCAAAACGAGGUGCUUCUGUUUUAUUCGCCAGUUUGUUGUAACGCACUAGUUUUCUGCCGUUCGUUGGUAUUUCUAUGGCAGCAAUGUAAAGGAGGCAAGCARUCCAUGGGAGACACUUUUGGGUUUCCCUGGGGUCUUGAUGGAUCGUCAUUUAGAAGUACUAAAGUAUACAUGGAAAA
This is a messenger RNA of Pseudo-nitzschia multistriata, 703 nucleotides long. Lineage: Eukaryota; Bacillariophyta; Bacillariophyceae; Bacillariales; Bacillariaceae. The record is from the annotation of a GenBank genome assembly.